AUGGAAGGCGCUCCUUUCCCGACCUCUGCACUGAACUCAAGGUCCCCCCCAGCCCAGCUCUCCCAUACUCUGGUCGAGCUGAUCUCGAGGGGUAUCGUCAGGCGGGAGCAGAACUUGGCUAGCCAAGGGGGUCAAGUUACCGCCGAACAAGGGGAGACUUACACGCUCACCACGGCUGGAGUGAGCGCCCUCGCCGAGAUCAACGCCCAUGCCCAAGACCAGGUCACCAAAGCACUUGCUGCAGCCCCUCCCGGAGCAGGCGCAAAUAUCACGGCAGCUUUCCAAGCCUACGCAACUGCCCUAGAACGAUCGAGACCCAGCCAGGCCGACAUCACCCCGGACAUCACGCCAGCAGCGACCCCCGAGCCACAGCUGCCCCAGCCCCCAACUGUCUCCAUCGUGGCCGGCUACCGUCCGGGUAUUCUCGCCCGCACUCUCGAGAUGCACCUGGCCUUUUACUACCCGAGGGAGGGAUGGGGCCGCAAGUUCGAAUCGGUGCUGUCUACCGGCCUGGGGGAUCUGCUGGACCGGCUGGAUAGGCCGGUGAACCAGGUGUGGGCGGCUGUUAUGACAACGCCGGCGCAGCAUCCGGGGGCUCCGCCUCUGGAGCGCACGGUGGGCGUGGUGUAUAUCGACGGCGAGGCUUAUCCCGGGGAGGAGGGCGUGGCGAAGGUUCGGGCCUUUAUUAAGGAUGAGUCGGCUAGGGGGCUGGGGGUGGGGAAGCAGCUUUUCACGGCGGCUAGGACAUUUGAUCAAGAGACUGGGAUUCGGUAG
Molecule: messenger RNA, 774 nt
Organism: Chaetomium globosum CBS 148.51
Lineage: Eukaryota; Fungi; Ascomycota; Sordariomycetes; Sordariales; Chaetomiaceae
Exons: 1
Coding region: 1-774 (257 amino acids)
Source: RefSeq, a predicted model, not a curated record